AGAUGCGUGAGGAGUGGGGAUGGGUUAUUUUGUCGACAAGACUAUUAUAUCAAAUCUAUUGCUCAUUUUUCGAUGCAAAAUAGAUUAUAUUACACUGGAACGAAUAUUUCUUUUAUCAGAUUUUGUCAACAAACGUCGUUGUUAUCAUUUAUUUUGAAUUCAACUAAAAUUUGUAAAUAUCUUACGUUUGUAUUGGAUGUAACGCUGAAUUCCUGCACUCUAAUUGGAUCUGUCCAUGAACAUAGAACAUGGGAAGUUCCCAUUGACAACAUAAUACAGUACAAGUACUCUUUGAUUAAAACAUCCGGACGUUCGAUUAAAACGUAAGUCGGGCUGAAGCUGUUGGGGGCUAUAACGACAACGGACUGAAUGUUUUAUACUUCAGAUUUUGUAAUAUGGCGCGUCAGCCUAGCUUCACGAUAUCUCACGGCAUUUCACGUUUGUCGGUCGUGCCGCCACGUGAUGUUCCAUCGUGAAGAUAGGCUUUGACGUGCCACGUUAUAAAAAUCGAAGUAUAAUCGAAGCAUAUACACUUGUAGCCUCCACUAUAGUGAGCAUCGUACGAAUGGGGGCUUGUCAAUUGUCAUCGUGUUGUUUUGGUUGAGGAGUACUGUAGAAUGUGUUUGCCUUCUAGAAGAUUACUGAAGAAUGUGUUGAAACGAGUUUGACAUGCAAUAUGAUGCAAGUUAAUUAUUUCAGUUUUAUGUGAUCUUAAGUUUUUGAGUGACUAAUAGUGUUUAUUAACAUUUUUAGUAAUAUGUUGUUUUGAUUGGGCAUACAAUGGAUAAAGCUAUAAAAAAUUGGAAUCCUUCACUUCUGCCUGAGUGUCAAAUAAUUGUAUAGGUCUCGUGUGGAAAGUGCCCAGUAAUCUGAUGCGUGAAAAAAUAUAAUUAAAAUGUUUUAUAGUAGUAUUUUAUUUACUGGGAUCUUUUUUCAAUUUUGUUAUCACUGCUAUGGAAAUCAGACAGAUUCCCAGAAAAAUGAUUCAUACGUCCCUCAUGGACCACUUGUAAGGUGUGAAUUCUUACCCCUGGAGUUUAUGGAUUGUGAGGAGCCUACUGAUUUUAAAGGAAAUGCUACUGCUAAAGAAGCAGCAGGACAUGGCUGUGUUACUUUUGGUGGAUAUCGCUAUGAAGAUGUUGAAAAGGCAUUUGUGUGGUGUACAGUAUAUGAUACUAUUGAUUGUUAUGGGGAAAAGAAGUUUUUAAGAGGUGGAUUUCCAUGCAUUAGGUACAGUGGACAUUAUUUUGCUACUACAUUAAUCUACAGUAUUUUAUUGGGAUUUUUGGGCAUGGAUAGAUUCUGCUUAGGUCAAACUGGAACUGCCGUUGGUAAAUUAUUGACCCUUGGAGGAGUAGGCAUUUGGUGGAUUGUGGACAUUGUCUUAUUGGUAACAAAUGGUUUGCAGCCAGAGGAUGGUAGCAAUUGGAAUGCAUAUGUAUAAUUUGAAUGUUGACAAUAAAUAUUUCACAGGAAUCUAAA
Messenger RNA from Gryllus bimaculatus (two-spotted cricket), 1482 nucleotides. The record is from the annotation of a GenBank genome assembly. Lineage: Eukaryota; Metazoa; Arthropoda; Insecta; Orthoptera; Gryllidae.